UGGCGGCAGUUCCCGGGCAGGGGUUCCCCGCGUCCCCCCCGGUGACACCCGGGCGGCCCCUGCGCCCAGCGGCGGCUCCUGCGGCCAAGCCCGGCUCUGCCUCGGCACCCGAGCCUCCUCUCCCCGCCGGCCGGCAGCAGCAGCCGCGGGCUCCCGGCGCCCCGGCCGCGGGGCUGCAGCGCCCGCCGGCACGGGCAGCUCCCCGCGGGCGGCGGGCCCGGCUCUCCUCCCCGGCUCCGCUUCCCUCCUCCCUUCGCCGGCGGAGGAAGGAGGCGGCCGCCGGCCCUGCCCGACCGCGCAUGCGGCUGUGCCGGGCCGGGGCAGCGGCGCCGCGCUCGGGGCUGGAAGCCCGGGUGUCCUUUCCCCCGCGCGGCCCCCCGGGCAGCGGCCCCGCAGAUGGGCCUGGGCUGGAGCAGCGCGGAGGAGCGGCAGCCCCUCCUGCCGGCCCCGCCACCGCAGCAGCCGCGGCGGCCGCAGGCGGGGGGCCCGGCGGGCCCGGUGCGGCGGCUGCCGCCCUUGGCGGGCCGCGUCUACGGGCGGCGGUGGCUGGUGCUGCUGCUCUUCUCGCUGCUGGGCUUCGCGCAGGGCCUGGUGUGGAACAGCUGGGGCCCCAUCCAGAACUCGGCCCGCCUGGCCUUCGGCUUCAGCGGCUGGGACAUCACCCUGCUCGUCUUCUGGGGGCCCAUCGGCUUCGCGCCCUGCUUCUUCUUCAUGUGGCUCAUGGACAAGAAGGGUCUGAGAGUAACUGUGUUACUAACAUCAUCCCUUAUGGUAUUGGGAGCUGGCCUGAGAUGUGUUCCAGUUUCAGACCUAGAAAUCAGGAAGAAGCUGAUUCAUGGAGGGCAGCUGUUAAAUGGCUUGGCAGGGCCAACUGUGAUGAAUGCAGCACCAUUUCUUUCCACAACGUGGUUUUCUCCAGAUGAACGUGCCACAGCCACAGCCAUUGCCUCCCUGCUCAAUUACCUGGGCGCUGCUGGCGCCUUUCUAGUGGGACCUCUUGUGGUGCCACCUCCUAAUGGAACAUCUCCGGUCCCCCUGCUGUCGCAGAGCAACACCGAGCACAUCAAGGACCGCAUUGAGGCUGUGCUCUAUGCAGAAUUUGGAAUGGUUUCCCUGAUAUUUUCUGCAGCCUUGGCCUACUUCCCCUCCCGCCCUCCGUUCCCUCCCAGCGUGGCUGCAGCGAGUGAACGGCUCAGCUACAGGAGGAGUUUUUGCAGACUCUUGAGCAAUUUCCGAUUCUUGAUGAUUGCUUUAGCCUAUGCUAUACCACUGGGUGUUUUCUCUGGCUGGUCUGGUGUUCUGGAUUUGAUAUUAACCCCAGUUCAUGUAAGCCAAGUAGAUGCUGGCUGGAUUGGAUUUUGGUCUAUUGUUGGAGGUUGUGUAGUUGGCAUAGCAAUGGCGAGAUUUGCAGAUUUUAUCAGGGGCAUGCUGAAGUUUAUCCUGCUGCUGCUUUUAUCUGGAGCAACGUUAGCAUCAACAUGGUUCACUCUCACCUGUCUAACUAGUGUCACUCAUCUGCCUUUAACCACAGCUACACUGUACACAUCCUGCAUUUUGUUGGGGAUAUUCCUCAACAGCAGUGUACCAAUAUUCUUUGAGCUCUUCGUGGAGACAGUCUACCCGGUUCCAGAAGGAAUUACCUGCGGAGUUGUCACCUUUUUGAGUAAUGUCUUUAUGGGAGUGCUUUUGUUUUUCCUCACAUUUUACCAUACAGAGUUUUCCUGGUUCAAUUGGUGCCUGCCAGGCUCCUGUCUGCUCAGCCUGCUCCUCAUCCUCUGCUUCCGCGAGUCCUACGACAGACUCUAUCUCGACGUUGUCGUCUCUGUGUGACACCACCAGGCUCAUGAGGGGUUGGAAGAGACUGGAAGUCAGCUUUGCAGUCUGCACAUCUGCCUGGAUUUGCACAGCUGAACAGUGAAAAAACAAAGAAAUUCCAAGACCUUUUUUUUUUUUUUUUUUUUUGGUGGCUUUAUUAGAGCGGGUGAGGGACAGGCUGUUCUUUACGUUCAAGACCCCCUUGAUUUGUGAUAAACGUGGAACUUGAGUGGUGCUAAUGAUGCUGAAAUGCACAAAGAACAGAUCUGAGGUACAGGCCCCAGUGCCAGAGCUGGGGCUCUCUAUUUAAAAGGCUGUUGAUGUAGCAGUGGGGUGUACAGCUCUGUGUGUGUGUGUGUGUGUCCCGACUCACGGUUAUACACACUGGGGUACCAAGCAUAUUUGGAGUCUUCUGUGAGAAUAGAAAGAGUGAAUAAUCUUAACAAAAGGAAAAAAAAAAAAAAAGACAAAAGGAAAAAAAUAUCUUUUUUGUUAUAGAUCUCUCUUUUAAAUUGGUAGUCACAUAUAAUAAAUGUCCAUUGAACAGUUAAGCUAAAACCAUUUGGUGCUGGUACACUACAUUUACAUUCUAAUAAUGUAAUUUCUGAUAUAAGACACUGGUACCAGGGGUUUUAGCCAUACUAAAUAUCCCAGGCAGUCCUUGCAGUGUUGUUAGAGAUGUUUGUUGUCACUCUGGAGCACAGGUAAUGAUAGCUUUAGCUGCCACUGAAACCCGACUUGCACCUGCAGUCACCUCUGAAAUACCACCAUGGUUCUUUCUCUCCUGAAUACAGAGCAUCUGUGGUAUCUCAGAAGUUUACUGGAGGGUCUCUCUUGGUACAUGUUGCUGUUUUAAAGGCCACCACUGUGUCACUUUCUCACCCCCUGUCUCCAGUACUGCCUUUUUUACUGUGAAGACCUGUUUGUGCCACUGAGUACUGUGGGUAUGGAUGUCCCAGUCCUACUAGUUCUCUUCUGAUACUCGAAGUUGUGUGUGGUUUUUAGGAUUAAUUUAUGAUAGAGGGUGCCUAAACAACACUGUUAACCCAGGUUUUUAAAAUCACUGUUUCCUAAAAAGACAUCUUUCUAGUUGAUGAGGUGCCCUGAUGGCGAAAUGACAAUGAGAAGUAUCUCCUGAGUUUUGGCAUGACAUGGGAAAUAUAAUGCCAGCUCUUUUUAUGAGUACUGAUUUGUGGUCUUUCUGGCCCUUACUUGAACAUAAAUAUUAAAGACACUUUAAAUAGUUUUUUAACUCAAUUUUAAAUCUGCUAAUAAUUUCUUAAUUAUAUACUUAAGGUUUCAGUUCAGCAUCAGUUACAGUAUUUCCAUGUGUGUGUGCUUUGUGUUAGGGGUGUGGGUGUGUGUGUCUGCGUGCGUAUUUAUAUCUAUGUAUACACAAAUAAAACUUAUAUAUACACAUUUUAUAUAUAAGUUACACGAGGGUAUGUGUUUACAUAGGUUUAUUUUAAGUAAUCAUGUCUCUGGAUGGUGGGAUCUGUAACUAAACCAGUCGCUGCCGUGGAUGGGAACCCAUGCAUAGGCUGUGGGUGACGUGAUUUUUUUUCAGGGGGUGAGUGAUUUCCUACCGUAGCAAUUGUGCCGCAGGGGAUGUGUGUGGGGUUCUGCAUCCAUGGAAGUCUGGAUCAGACACCCUUUGCUCCUGUGCAGGACUCUGCUCUGCCACCCUGGGGUGACACCAACACUGCUGAAUAAACCCUGAACUGAGCGCUGCCGUUCAGGCGCCGAUCCCUUCCUUCUGUCUGCUCUCCUUUUGCAGAGAACAUGCCACUGAUUCCUUCAACUCAGGAGUGUAUCUACGCAGUAAAAUAAAACAAGCUGUUUCCUGCUUUUAUUUUUUCAGAGCAAUGGAUGUAUUUACUGCAGUGACAGAAAAUUGACUUAGCUCGUUUUCUGUCUUGAAGCAGGCUCUUUGUAGGCGAUGGAGCAAACCUCUGCUGGGAUAACCAAAUCAAUCUAACCAGCACGUUCAGGACUGCUGGCAUCAUCCUCUUGCCAUUUUUCAGAUGAAUGGCAUUAACUGUCCAACUUCUUUUUACUAUGUUCUAGUGCCUGGAACAGUUUCAGUAUCCAGUAGCUGCUGCUACCUAUUGUCUUCUGAAACCAAGGAUUGCUUGCCAAGAGUCUGAGGGGAGUUGCAUUGUCAUGGCAGAAUUGCAAGCUUGGGUGGCUCUUCAGAGCUCUGCUUCUGCAAUUUACUGUUGCUGCAUUAAGAUUAAAAUAGCACAGUUCAGGCACUGUCCUGAGUGACAGAGAUUUCUAAUAUUUUCACUGUCUUGACCUGUUUUAAGAUGGAGAAGCACUUCAGACAGUAUUCAGACUAUAACCUGUUCUGCCUCUGUUCCAGAAAGCACUGAGCAACUCAAAAUACUUUGUCAGUGCUGCCAGAUGCAGCAGAGGAGAAGAGUCAACAUCCUCCUACAGUCAGAGGAGAGGAGUCAACAUCUUGUUUUAAACCCUGUUGAUUGUUUCUCUGAGUGGGUGUGCAUUGCUCAUUGCUCUCCUGAACUUUUAUGCUUUGGUAGAAGUCUGUCUGUCUUGAGCAUUCAAGUGUGUGGUCUUAAUUACAGCGCUUGAUGCCCCUGCACCAGAAUAGACAUGUUCUCCAGAGCAGAGUGGCUCUACUGGAGCCUUGCGCCUGUGGGCACCAUUCUUCAGUGUUCCCAGCAAGUCUGAUGGAAAUCUGCUUGAAUGAAAACCAAAGGAUUGCUCCCAAGUUACUUUAAGUUGUGCAGGACACUGCUGCGUUCCAUACACACCAUGUUCAGGCUUUAGGAUUGUAUUAGUUUAGCAAGUCUGGGUCAGGACAGAGGUGAGGCUUGCAAAUGUGCUCACUAAGAUCUUGGAAAAAUAUUUUAUCCUCUCUGCCCAGCAGCACAGAAUCCCCCUCUGGAGAAGCAGUCCAUUUCAUGCCAGUAACCCACCUGAACCUGUGGGAAUAUUUUUUUGGAUACGGGUCAUCACUAAGUCCGCCUUUGGGUUUAUUGAGGGUUUGAGCUGUAGGGAUAACUGCACUUUAUUGGAAAUUAGAUUUUGAGACCACAGGGAGAGCUCUAAGCAAUGUUGAUCCAGUUAGCAGAAGUGCAGAACAGGCUUCACUUACCCUUUCUUUAUUAAUUAAAGUUCUAAGUAUCUCUGUAACUUCUGAGUCAGCAACAAUUGGGUAUUUUAUAUCUAAAUAAGACAUUACCUUGCACUGCCACAAAGUAGCUGGCUUUGGCUGCUGCUUGGCCUUUUGACUUGCAAGCAGAGGAAGGUGCCCUGGGAAGUUAAGAUAUUUGCUUCUUUUUAACGUCCAUAAGUUCACAGCCCUGAGGAACAUGUUUUUUUCCCAGCAGUGCAGAGCCCCCUAAAACAUAAAUGACUGUGCUGUGUUUUAUAUUGAAGAUGCUAGGAAGGAUGCUCUGUAGUGAUGGCUGUCUCUUAAUAGUUCUUCAUUUUAAGUAUGGGCUGCUCCUCAGGUUUCUGCUUGGCUGAGAAGCUGUGUAGCUGUGUUUGCUUUCAUGUAAGGUCGGGGUUCGCAAAUGGAGGCUCCACUUCCAGCUCUGUCUCUUCACUGCAUUAAUUUCUUUUGGAUUCCUUUGCCUUCCCAUGUGGCCACCUGCCCCCCCUGAGCUGGAGUCUGUGCAGGAGGUAUGGAGAGGAGCUUCUGUGUUCCCAAGCCAGUUUUAGAGGGAUGGGUUGGCUGACCACCUACUUCAUAUGCUUAAAAAGAGUGGAGUUUAGAAAAUUGUGCAAGCUGGAAGAAAGUGCAGGCCCGAAGGAUUGUUCACAUAUGUGAACUGAUAGUCUGCUAUGAGCAGAGUAUAAUUUGCCUGAAAACUGUAAUUUUAGCUCCCACAGUGUCCUGGUUUGAGCCAGGAUGAAGCCACUUUUACUGAUUUCUUGAUUUUUUUCCUUCAGUAAGCUAGGACUGAUAACGCUGGAAUGUUUGAGUUAUUGCCAGGUCUCCAAGGUAGAGCUGUGGAAAGACAUUGCAGCUAUAGGGGCCAAACUGACAGGCAUGGCAGGGAUUCAGGUUCCCAGCAUCAUGGAAUUAUUCCCAAGCAUCUGACAGAGCUGAAAUGAAUGGAAGAAGGAUGCCUUUAAUCUUGGAGUGGGUUGGAAAAGUCCAGGCUGCAUUGGUGUUUGUACUGGUAACUCCAGGGAGUGCCAGGCUGAGGAAGAGAGUAAGGGAGGGGGGAUCUCCAGAGGGCAUUUCCACAAUGAAAGACUGCAUUGAGCUCAUCAAAUCCAUACAAAAUUGAAAGUUUUGUGAUGACAGGGAUGUUAAGGCCUGGCUUGUUCUACUGUAAACUUAACAAAUGACUGUGUAGCCUUAUACUGUAAUCUAAAUAAGCUGGAUUGAUUGAUAUGCAUAUAUUGGCUGCUUCAAGAAAGAGAAGUGCUAUUUAAUUGUGAGGACAGACUGAAAUAUUAAUAGGAAUUACACAGUUUGCAAGUGGAUAUAACUGUCCUAUGAUGCUAUGAAAGCAAGGUCUUCAUUUUUCUUCUUCGUUUCUUCUACUAGGUCACUUGCAAAUGUUAAUAAUUAUCUGUGACAAAUGCAUUUUUAUGUUUCAUUAGUGUUUUGGGGCUUUAUUUUAGACUAAGUUUGGAUUGGGGUAAUGAUUUGAUGAGACAACUGCUACACUUGUGUGAGAAGGUACCUCAGUGUUUGGUGUGAAUUUGGUAUUUGGUGUUGGUGCUGCUGUUCUCUGUGUUGUUGAACCCCUGGGGAGCAGGGCUGAGGCUGUGCCAGGAGGAUGUGUGGUUGCAUGAGGGGAAAGGUGACCCUGCCAACAGGAACGAGGACUUUAUCAGCUUCCCUGGGGCUGGGAUGUGCAUCCCAGUGUUGGGGCUGGAAGGAGGAAGGGAGCAUGUGUUGGAGGGAAAAGCCUUGUCUUGGUCGCUGCCUCUCUUCCAAUGGAGGAACAGCCUGCAGGCUUCUGCUCUGUAUGAGAGAGAUGGGAAGCAUCUACAGGGGCUUCCUCUGUGUCCCUGCAGCCAUCGUUGGUGCCAGGGGGGCUGUGGGUGCACAGAAUGGUCCAGGACCAUCAUUUCAGACAGCAGGGAAUUGCUGCAGAGCAGGUGGCCCCAGUAAAGUCAGAAGAGGAUGUCAAUCUGCUUAUGAUUUUUGCAGUUUGUUUUUCAAGACAGAUGAAACUAAUGACUAGAGGAGGAAAUGUAACUCAGUCCAAAGUUUUGACAAGCAAAACCAAAUAUUUGCACAGAUGUGCUGGCUCCUGCCUUUCACUUGGGAUCACAGUUGCAGCAAUUGAUGCCCACCAGGAGUGUGGACCCUCUCCUGCAGCCCUGACCCUCCUCCUGCUGCUUAACCUCGUGCCCAGGCUGGGGAUGCAGGGGUUGGGGCAGAGGGAAGGGAAUUUCUGCAGCCAGGAUGCCCAGAAGGUGUGAUGCUGGUGGGCAGUUGGGUUAUUUGUGCAGGAGGCUUGUCUUCUACAGCCCAAUUUUAGCAGGAUCUCAUUUUUUACUUCCUCAAGGAUGAGGUUUGUUUUAUGUUUGUGACACCAUUUGUGCAGCAGUAUCAGCCAUGGAUGUGGCACCUGACAUAGAGGUGCUGGUUUUCCGGGGCGUGGCAAAGGCAGGUGGGACUUGGUCUCUGCAAUAACAGCUUUUCCUUCCCCAGUCCCUCUCCCUGCUACCAUUCCCUGACAUUUCUCCACUUCCUACAUCUGGAGAGGCUUGUUGGGCUCAAUUCAUGUCACUAAAUUAAGAAAAUACCAAGCACAAAUCCUUUUUUUCUUUAUGGGAAUCUUUCCCCUUUAGGCUCAGGCCUCUUCUCCAACCUCAGUCCAUCUAUUUGUAAAAGCCAAAAAAGCCUCAGACCCCACAUUUUCCUUUUCAGAAGGGAUGUGCAGACCUGUGUGAUGCUGGGAUAAGCUGCACAGGGGCCUGGGGAAGGGGGUGCUGGUGUGUGAGGUGCCUCACUCUUCCCAUUUCUAAAAAGGGAGGGGGACACCCCACGUACCUCCCCAGGCAGGGCCAUGGUGCAACUGGGGCUGGGAAGCGCUUUGGGAUCCUGUGAGGGAUGGGCUGGAGCAGGGCCUGGGAAAUGCCCUGUUUAAUGGGCUGCAUGUCCUCAGCCUUGAGACUCUGGUGGGGAACACAGCCCCUGUGUGCCUGUGCCUGGGCAGCAGAGCCUCUGGGGCACAGACAGUGUGUGCUGUGUGUCCCUCCAGCAGGACAGGGUACUUCAGCAAACUGGUGGGAAAUGGUUAUCUUUAGGGAAGGAAUGGCCUCUUCUCACAGGUCAUUAGCGACAGAACAAGAGGGAAUGGCUUCAAGCUGCAACAGGGCAGGUUUAGACUGGACAUUAAGAAAAAAUAGUUCACAGAAAGAGUGGUCAGACACUGGAAUAGGCUGCCCAGGGAGGUGGUUGAGUCACCAUCCCUGGAUGUGUUUAAGGGUCGUUUGGAUGUGGUGUUGGUGGAUACUGUUUAGGGGAGAACUUUGUAGAGUAGGGAUGAUGGUUGGACUCGGUGAUCCCAAGGGUAUUUUCCAACUGGAAUGGUUCUAUGAUUCUAUGAGAAUGCUCAGAGAGCUGGUCUGCAUGUGGCUGUCAGGGGCUGUGAUGCUCCUGGGCUGUAUCUCUGGACGCCCUGGAUGAGCCAUCAAAGCCAUGGUGCAAAACCAGGAGUUGGCUCCUUUGCUCCUCUCCUGCCCUGACCUUUCUGCUCCCAGCAGAGCCACAGGGCAUCCCCAGGGGUGGGUGGCCACUGCUGCUGCUUCCCCCCGGGACAAUCCAUUAUUUUCCAUAUAUAUAUUUUUUUCUCUGUCUGUGAUAUUUACUAGAUUAAAAUCUCUUUUUCCCCUGCCAAGUUUAACAUCUUCUUCUGUGCAUUUUAGAAACAAGUACUUGAUAAGGUGGGAAAAACAGCUUUUAUUAUGUGACACACCCAACAGUUUGGGAUUUUUUGAACUGUGUGAACAUAUGGAGAAAGAAAAGGGUUUUAUGUGCUGGAGAGCAUCUUUGUAAACUCUCCUCAACCUGUAAGACUGUUCAGUUUUACUGGAGUUUGUAUGCAUUUUACUUUCGUAAUUUUUUAAGUAAUUUGAUAGAAUUUUAUUUUAGGGCAAAUUCUACUUUUUGUAUGCAAUAUUCUGAUGUGAUGUAUUUUUAUUUUUAAGAAAGAAAAUAUGUGGAAACCACUAUAUACUUGUCAGUGUAACACAUCCACUGUGUCAUUUCUUUUUAAAACUGGAAUCUGACCAUGAAGUGCGUGUUACUUGGCGUACUGGUUGUUGCACAUUAAAGAGGUUACUCAGAUGUGCUGCCAUCACUGUUCAUUAAUUAAAAAGAAAAAUAAAUGCAGGGAAAUAGUUUA
Messenger RNA from Apus apus (common swift), 9161 nucleotides. RefSeq names its product solute carrier family 49 member 4 (gene SLC49A4). Lineage: Eukaryota; Metazoa; Chordata; Aves; Apodiformes; Apodidae. The coding region runs from base 397 to 1830 and encodes 477 amino acids. The record is from RefSeq and is a predicted model, not a curated record. The transcript is spliced from 9 exons. Gene Ontology annotation, cellular component: intracellular membrane-bounded organelle; membrane.